This is a messenger RNA of Chanos chanos (milkfish), 1392 nucleotides long. RefSeq names its product NOP2/Sun RNA methyltransferase 6 (gene nsun6). The coding region runs from base 1 to 1392 and encodes 463 amino acids. NCBI's taxonomy places the organism in Eukaryota, Metazoa, Chordata, Actinopteri, Gonorynchiformes, Chanidae. The transcript is spliced from 11 exons. Gene Ontology annotation, molecular function: RNA methyltransferase activity; RNA binding. Gene Ontology annotation, biological process: RNA methylation. The record is from RefSeq and is a predicted model, not a curated record.
AUGUCGGUUUAUGCCCAGAUCUCUUUAAAACCUGACGUCCGAGAAUACCUCCGGAAUGUCUACACAAACAAAGAGCUUGUGGCAGAGGUAGGAGAGGAGGAGGCUGACAGGGCUUUUGAGAAUUUGCUCACCUGUCUGUCUCACCCACCCUCCUUCACCUGUGUCAGGGCCAGCACACACCUGUUCCCUCUGCAGGACGUCCAGCACCAGCUCAAACAGCACCUCUCACAGCAGACGAGUGAUUUUCAUGAAGAUGCCGUCCUGGUCCCUGUUUACCCUCAUCCGCGGAUUCCAGAUGUUCUGCUUCUGACGGUGGUUGGCCCCAGGAGUGUGAGUGUGUUAAAAGCAGAGGUCAUAGUUGGUGCACAGUGUGGCAGUGCGGUUCUCAGAGGGGCUCAUGUCUUUGCCCCUGGAGUUCUCAGCACACCCAAAUACAUGAAGACAGGUGAUUUGGUCUCUGUGUUUUCGGAUGUAGAAGGAAAAUGCACACGAGGAGCCAAAGAGUUUCAUGGAAAGAAAGUGUUUCUGGGAAAUGGAGUCUCUGUGAUGGACCGCUCAGAUAUAUUCUGUUCAGAAGGUCCUGUUAGGGGCGUGGCUAUUAAAAUGACUGAACCAUUGUAUGCAAGCCCCUCCUUUGAUGGGGUGUUACUGGAUAAGGUGUUCCUCCAGAACCUGCCGUCAGUUCUGGUGGGGCAUAUUUUGGGUCCUCAGCCAGGAGAGCGAAUUCUGGAUAUGUGUGCAGCCCCGGGAGGCAAGACCACACACAUUGCUGCCCUCAUGGGAAACCAGGGAGAAGUAGUGGCUCUGGACAAGAUCAAGUCUAAAGUGGAGAAAAUUUGCCAGAAUGCAGAAAUCCUGAAAUUAGACUGCAUCAGAGUUCACUGUUACAACAGCAUUCAGGCUGUAAGCACAAAGCCUGACCAGGAAGCUGCAGACGAACCCCCGUUUCCUGAGGAGAGCUUUGAUCGGGUUUUGUUAGACGCUCCCUGUAGUGGCCUGGGCCAGAGACCAAACAUGGCCAUCACCUGGAGUCUAAAAGAAGUCUGUUCAUAUCAGCCAUUACAGAGAAAACUACUAACUACAGCGGUGCGUCUGUUAAAGAGAGGCGGAGUGUUGGUGUACAGCACUUGCACUGUGACACUCGCAGAGAAUGAAGAGCAAGUGGCCUGGGCCUUGAAAACAUUUCCCUGCUUGAAACUGGAGCCUCAGGAACCUCAUCUAGGAUCAGAAGGAAUGCCGGGAGCAGGCUUGUCAUGUGACCAGCGCCGCCUCCUACAAAGGUUCCGUCCGGAACUUAGAUGGGAGGCAGUGAAAAACCCCUACCAGAACUUUCCGUGUCAGGCAAACAGUGACACUAUUGGGUUUUUCAUAGCCAAAUUUAGCAAGACAUAA